This is a messenger RNA of Didymodactylos carnosus, 1224 nucleotides long. NCBI's taxonomy places the organism in Eukaryota, Metazoa, Rotifera, Eurotatoria, Philodinida, Philodinidae. The record is from the annotation of a GenBank genome assembly.
AUGGAAAUACGUUGUAAAGGUGGUACUGGUCACGGUUCUCGUUUUAUUGAAAAUACUGCUGGAGAAAAAGUUCAAUUUAUUCUUAGUGAAAUAUUAAAAUACCGUGAAAGCGAAAGACAACGCUUACUCAAUGAUAAAAAUUUACAACUUGGUGAUGUCAGUACCGUCAAUUUGACAAAAAUGUAUGGCGGUGUACAACCAAAUGUUGUUCCCGAAUGUUUUUCACUAGUUUUUGACUGUCGACUAUCAGCAAAUAGUUAUGAAUCAUUUAAAGCAUUUAUCUAUGAUGUAGUAGAACGAGCACCAAAAAAAAAUAAAAAUGAUGUUGAAGUAAAUUUUUUAGCUGAUAGUGGUCCAUUAACGCUAACCGAUAUCUCUACACCAUCAUGGUGGUGGACAAAAUUUAAACAAGCAUGUGAUAACAUAAAUAUCAAAAUAAACACUACCGUAUUUCCAGCAGCCACUGAUAGUAGAUUUUUGAGAAACAAUGGUUAUCCAGCAUUGGGAUUUUCACCGAUGAAUAAUACACCGAUAUUAUUGCAUGAUCAUGAUGAAUAUUUACAUCAAGAUGUUUUUUUACAAGGUAUCAAAAUUUAUUGUGAAAUAAUUGUAUCUAUAAUAAUUAACACAAUGGUUGUAGCUGUAGUGUUACCGUUGCCAACAGCUCAAUUUAAAUCUGUUGUUGAUGCGCAUGAUUAUUAUGUUGAUAAACUAGAAAAAGGUGGUACUAAACGAACUCGACAAUUUCAAGUUGAAUUAGUAACAUAUCAACCGUUAAAUGGUUCAACAAAUAUGGUUCACGUUUUAUCCCAUAGUGAAUAUCCGGCAUCGUGUUUUGCCGUUACUGAUACACGACAUGUUUUAGUUGCCGAUCAUACAUUCAUGUCAUUAAUGAAGAAAUUAAAAACAUUGAAAGCAUAUGAUUCACGUUUACCAAAAAUGGAUUGUAAAGGAACACAUUUUGAAUAUCAAGAUUUUGUUAUUAAUAUUGGAACCGUUGCCUAUUUACCUACCAAUGAAAGUCGUGAAGGUUAUUCAUUGAUACAAGAAUUGUUACAAUCCUUAUUGGGUGUGUCAAAACAAAUUAUACAAAAAUCUAUAACAGAGCCUUUAAAAAAUUGGAUUUCAAACAAAGAACGAAAAGAAUUUGAUUAUUUACCAUCUUUAACAAUGAAUCAAUAUUUGGAUAUUUUAUCUGGAAUGAGAAAACAGCCAAAUGAAUAA